Messenger RNA from Gossypium raimondii (Peruvian cotton), 2471 nucleotides. RefSeq names its product protein PSK SIMULATOR 1. The record is from RefSeq and is a predicted model, not a curated record. Gene Ontology annotation, biological process: positive regulation of growth. Bases 235 to 2034 code for a protein of 599 amino acids. The transcript has a single exon. Lineage: Eukaryota; Viridiplantae; Streptophyta; Magnoliopsida; Malvales; Malvaceae.
ACCAACUGCAAACAUAAGGAAUACUUCCAAAACUCACAGACCGCAUUCAAAUACAACCCACCAUCUUGUCUUUUCAAAUGAACUGAAAGAACUGUCUUAAAUUCUUUUGCUUCAGUUCUCGUUGCUUAGGGAAAUAUAAAUAUCCCAUUUUGAUUUCUUAAUGAAAUUCGUUCCUUUAAGCUGUUGAAAACCCCAAAGGCAUAAGCUUUAUUACAGCAGCUUCAACUUCCAGCAAUGGUAGCAGAAACUUGGAUACUUAAAAUUGGGAACCAGGUAAGUUCCAAUCUCAAACAUGCCCUUCUACUCGAACCUUCUUCUAAAAAAAAGAAAAACACCCAACACAACCAAACAUCCAAAAAACCUCAAACUGUUGGAAUCUUGUCUUUUGAAGUAGCCAAUGUCAUGUCCAAAACUGUUCACUUCCAUAAAUCCUUGUCUGAACCCGAGAUCUCGAAGCUCAAAUCCGAGAUCUUAAAAUCCCAAGGCAUUUCAAAUUUAGUUUCAGCCGAUGAAAGUUAUCUUCUUUCACUUGCUUUAGCUGAAAAGCUAGAUGAAUUAACCAAGGUUGCCAAUGUUGUGUCUAGACUAGGCAAGAAAUGUAAUGAACCAGCUUUGCAAGGUUUCGAACAUGUUUUUGGGGAUAUCUUGAAUGGGGUUAUUGAUGUUAGGGAAUUAGGACUUUUAGUUAAAGAUAUGGAAGGGAUGGUUAGGAAAUUAGAAAGGUAUGUUAAUUUGACUGCUAAGUUGUAUAAUGAAAUGGAGGUUUUGAAUGAAUUAGAACAUGGUACUAAGAAGUUUCAAGCUAACCCACAUGAGGAAAGUAAGAGAGCUUUUGAACAAAAAUUGAUUUGGCAAAGACAAGAUGUUAGGCAUCUUAAGGAUGUUUCGCUUUGGAACCAAACAUUUGAUAAGGUUGUUGAAUUGUUGGCUAGGACUGUUUGUACUAUUUUUGCUAGGAUUCUUGUUGUGUUUGGGGAAUCUGCUUUGGGAAAAGAUGGGGUUUCCGGGAGGGUUAAUGGACGGUUUUCCGAUCGAGUCGAAGUUGUUUCUAGGCAGUUGAAAGGGGUUCUUAGUAAGAGUAGUAGUGUUGGGAGUAGUCAACUUGGGAAUGUAGAGAGAAGUGUGGCGGAGAAAAGGGGAGUGAGUUUGAAGCAUCGAGGGAUCGAUUCACGGAAGGGUGAAAUCAGGUUGUUUCGGAUGGAGGAUUCCGGUUUUCCUUGUGGGACUAGUCCCGGGAGACUUUUGAGCAAUUGUCUUAGUUUGGGUAGUUCAGCUUCGAGGUACGAUGAUGGUGAUGAUCGGAUCGUUGAUCAUGAUGAUCGAAGUAGUCAGAUUUCGGGUUGUUGUAGUGUUGCGAAUGAUGGGGUGAAGAGAGAGCGGCCGAAUCGUUCUCCUCCCUUUUGUUUGCCUCGACUAAAUGAUCGUUUGAAUGGUGAUCACAGGCAAUCAAGUUGUGGAGUGUUGAGUAAUGCACAAUUUGGUCCUAAAAGUAGGUUAGCUCUAUAUGCUUCACCCUCCACCGUGGGAGGUUCGGCUCUUGCCUUGCAUUAUGCUAAUGUAAUAAUUGUGAUCGAGAAAUUACUGCACUACCCUCAUUUGGUCGGCGAAGAAGCUCGAGACGAUUUGUAUCAAAUGUUGCCAACAAGUUUGAGACUGUCUCUAAGGAAUAAUCUCAAGUCCUAUGUCAAGAAUUUGGCAAUAUAUGAUGCUCCAUUGGCUCACGAUUGGAAAGAAACUCUUGAUGGGAUAUUAAGUUGGCUUGCCCCACUGGCACAUAACAUGAUCCGGUGGCAAAGCGAGCGGAAUUUCGAGCAGCAGCAAAUUGUUGCUCGGACUAAUGUUCUUCUUCUCCAGACAUUGUAUUUUGCUGAUAGGGAAAAGACUGAAGCAGCCAUCUGUGAGCUUCUUGUUGGGUUGAAUUACAUAUGUCGGUAUGAGCAUCAACAAAACGCGUUGUUGGAUUGUGCAAGCAGUUUCGAUUUCGAGGACUGUGUGGAGUGGCAAUUGCAAUGUGAAAAUUCUUAUCUUAAUUAGUUUACAUUGUUCAAAUUAUCAAUACAUGUAGAGGCAUGUAGGGUACUUUUUUGUGAUCCUUAUAGUCAUGAGAAAAGACGGAUGAAGGUUCAACAAGAUACUUACACAACAAAAAGGCGCUCGUAACCGAAGCCUGAAGUUGAUUAAUGCAUUUACUUUCGAAGGUACGGGAUGUCUUUUCUUUCCAAAUUACGAAAAUUUCGAUUAAUUUAGAAAGAAAAGAAGUAUUUCCCUCCUCUGUGAGUUGUGUACAUGUUUUUCCUGUUCAUUUUUACUAGUUUCUUAAGGCUACCUGUGCCUUUGUUAUAUUGUAGGUCGAUAAUGCAGUGAUUUACAAUUCUUUUCGAUUGUACUUGGGUAUAUUGAUGCAUUCCCCAUUGUGACGACUAAUGGUGUAUUACUAAUGUUUUUAGUCGAUAUUAGAUAUUUCCUCUGUA